Molecule: messenger RNA, 1059 nt
Organism: Balaenoptera ricei (Rice's whale)
Lineage: Eukaryota; Metazoa; Chordata; Mammalia; Artiodactyla; Balaenopteridae
Gene: INHBC
Product: inhibin subunit beta C
Exons: 2
Coding region: 1-1059 (352 amino acids)
Biological process (GO): BMP signaling pathway; SMAD protein signal transduction
Cellular component (GO): extracellular region
Molecular function (GO): hormone activity; growth factor activity; cytokine activity
Source: RefSeq, a predicted model, not a curated record
AUGACCUCCUCAUUGCUCCUGGCCUUCCUGUUCCUGGCUCCAGACGCAGUGGCCACUCCCAGAGCUGACAGUCAGUGUCUGGCAUGUGGGGGGCCCGCCUUGGACCUGGAGAGCCAGCGGGAGCUGCUUCUUAACCUGGCCAAGAGAAGCAUCUUGGACAAGCUGCACCUCAGCCAGCGCCCAACACUGAGCCGGCCUGUGUCCCGAGCUGCUCUGAGGACUGCGCUGCAGCGCCUCCAUGGGUCCCCACAGGGGGCUCUUCCAGAAGCAGACAGGGGACAGGAGUAUGAGAUCAUCAGCUUUGCUGAGACAGGCCUCUCCAACAUCGACCAGACUCGUCUUGAUUUCCACUUCUCCUCUGAUAGAACUGUUGGCGGCCUGGAGGUCCAGCAGGCCAGCCUCAUGUUCUUUGUGCAGCUCCCUCCCAAUACCACGUGGACUUUGAAGGUGAGGGUCCUCGUGCUCAGCCCACAUGCCACCAACCUCACCUUCGCCACUCAGCACCUGCUGGAGGUGGAUGACAGUGGUUGGCACCAGCUCCUCCUGGGCCCUGAAGCUCAGGCUGCCUGCAGCCAGGGGCACCUGAUCCUGGAGCUGGUCCCUGAAGGCCAGGUAGCCUGGAGCCCAGUCAUCCUGGGUGGGGCUGCCCAUAGGCCUUUUGUGACAGCCCGUGUAAGAGUUGGGGGCAAGCACCGCGUUCGCCGGCGAGGCAUCGACUGCCAGGGUAGGUCCAGGAUGUGCUGUCGACAAGAGUUCUUUGUGGACUUCCGUGAGAUUGGCUGGCACGACUGGAUCAUCCAGCCUGAGGGCUACGCAAUGAACUUCUGCACAGGGCAGUGCCCCCUGCACGUGGCAGGCAUGCCUGGCAUUGCCGCCUCCUUUCAUACCGCGGUGCUCAAUCUUCUCAAGGCCAACACCGCUGCGGGCACUGCCAGAGGGGGGUCAUGCUGCGUGCCCACUGCCCGGCGCCCCCUGUCUCUGCUCUACUAUGACAGGAACAGCAACAUUGUCAAGACUGACAUACCUGACAUGGUGGUAGAGGCGUGUGGGUGCAGUUAG